This is a messenger RNA of Aplosporella prunicola CBS 121167, 696 nucleotides long. RefSeq lists its product as uncharacterized. The transcript has a single exon. NCBI's taxonomy places the organism in Eukaryota, Fungi, Ascomycota, Dothideomycetes, Botryosphaeriales, Aplosporellaceae. The coding region runs from base 1 to 696 and encodes 231 amino acids. The record is from RefSeq and is a predicted model, not a curated record.
AUGAACGCCUCGGCCAACAACACUUCUGCAAAAAGAGCGCUCAGCACCGUGCCACCAUGUCAGGGUCAUCGAGUUGUAUUGUACGGCGUACGCAUCUGUGGUAUGCGCGCGACAGCCAACCUCGUGGUGGGAGUAUUGCAAAAGCCUACUGCGGUCCCGCAAGCACAGCGACCAGCCGAGAAAGCCUUACCUAAACCCCACGUCGCUGUACGUAACUCUCUGGCCCCGCAUCCAAUCCAGCCUCCAGGCCGCCACCGUAGUACCUACGAUAGUCCCGCGCCGCGACGAAACAACCGCAAUCGCGCUCCUACUACGUACUACGUAGGACUCGCUUCCACGACGCCGAUUCGGUCCCGCUUUACCUACCCCCUUCUGGUUGCUUUGCUUUCCUCAGCCGCUCUCUCAUCCCCUUUUCCUUCUCUUUCUUCACCGCAGUCAACUGCCAGCCAACCUGCCUGCCCCUUCCCCUCCAGCCACGCCAACGGCCCAACACGCCCCGCCGCCACCAACAGCAACAGCCCCAACCCCGUCCUAGCCACCACCCGCACGUCCAGCGCCGAUCCCCGCUCCCCUCACGCCAGAAAGGAGGUGAAGCGCACACUGCGCUUCGCACCGCACUGCAGUGGCCAGAGCGGGCGAGCGAGCGCGCUGCGCGCCCUCCGGAUUCGCAAGCCGAUCUCCAAUACAAGCUCCUGA